Periconia digitata is the source of this 3364-nucleotide messenger RNA. The record is from the annotation of a GenBank genome assembly. Lineage: Eukaryota; Fungi; Ascomycota; Dothideomycetes; Pleosporales; Periconiaceae.
CCCCUCCCCCGCCAAGAUCCAACGACUAGUGUGUUUUGGAGCUCAUAGCCAGUAACCGUGCUGUACCUGCCCCACCGAUUGCACGCCACCUUCACUACACCACCCACCGCAACCACAAACACAACACAACACAACACUACUCGCCUUCUCGUCCCUCCGUCUCCUUGUACCAUUCUGUACAACCGCCGGCAAACUGGGGAAGAGAAAGUGCUCAACUUCCGGUGAAGACCAGGGAGGUCCACUCAAGAAAAACAUGGCGGAUAAGGACACCAUGCAGAUCGAUAGCCCCGCCGCCGCUGCCGCACAACUCAAGAACAAGGAUGGCGAGAUUGACGAGUCGCUGUACAGCAGGCAGCUCUAUGUGCUCGGCCACGAGGCCAUGAAGCGCAUGGGCUCCUCCAACGUUUUGAUCGCCGGCCUACGUGGAUUGGGUGUUGAAAUCGCAAAGAACAUAGCUCUUGCGGGUGUCAAGUCUCUGACACUAUACGACCCCAAACCCGCCGCUCUCGCCGACCUUUCAUCGCAGUUCUUCCUCCACCCCGAAGACGUCGGUAAACCGCGCGCGAGCGUCACCGUGCCUCGUGUUUCGGAACUCAACCCAUAUACCCCCGUUCAAGAGUUCACCGGAAGUGAUCUCACAACGGACCUAUCACAGUUGAAGCAGUUCCAGGUCGUCGUGCUUACAGACACCCUCCUCAAGGAUCAGGUGAAGAUUGCCGAUUACUGUCACGAAAACGGCAUCUACGUGGUCAUCACGGACACAUACGGUCUCUUCGGUACCAUCUUCACCGAUUUCGGCAAGAACUUUACUGUGGGCGAUCCAACCGGAGAGAAUGUGAACAAUGGUAUCAUUGCUGGAAUUGACCAGGAUGGCUUGGUAUCUGCACUUGACGAGACCCGACAUGGUUUAGAAGAUGGCGAUUUCGUCACUUUCACUGAAGUGAAAGGAAUGGAAGGUCUCAACGGGUGCGCUCCUCGCAAGAUUCAAGUCAAGGGCCCAUACACUUUCUCGAUUGGCGAUGUCUCUGGACUAGGCGAAUACAAAGGUGGAGGCCAGUACGUACAGGUCAAGAUGCCCAAGAUCAUCGACUUUGAGCCAUUCAGCAAACAGCUGAAGAAUCCAACCCAUCUCAUUUCCGAUUUCGCAAAGUUCGAUCGACCUCAGCAGCUCCAUGUAGGUGUCCAAGCGUUACAUGCUUUCGCCGAGAGCCACAAUGGAGAAUUUCCUCGGCCUCACCAUGAGGCCGAUGCUGCCGAGGUGCUGAAGCUCGCGCAGGGCUUCGCUACACAAGGCGAAGAGAAGAUCGAGCUUGACGAGAAGCUUCUCAAGGAACUCAGCUACCAAGCACGAGGUGAUCUUAGUCCUAUUGCGGCUUUCUUCGGAGGUAUGGCAGCUCAAGAGGUGCUGAAAUCGGUUUCCGGAAAAUUCCAUCCCAUCGUUCAAUUCCUCUAUUUUGAUUCACUGGAGUCGCUACCCACGUCUGUUACCCGUUCGGAGGAGCAAUGUGCUCCUGUCAAUUCGCGGUAUGACGGCCAAAUUGCCGUGCUUGGCAAAGAGUAUCAAGAGAAGUUGGGCAAUGUCAAAGAAUUCUUGGUCGGAGCAGGUGCUAUUGGAUGCGAAAUGCUCAAGAACUGGGCUAUGAUGGGUUUGGGUGUUGGCCCAAAGGGUCAAAUCUGGGUCACCGACAACGACCAAAUCGAGAAGAGCAAUUUGAACCGGCAAUUCCUUUUCAGGCCUGCAGACGUCGGCAAGCUCAAGAGUGAUGCUGCCGCGAAAGCUGUUCAGGCCAUGAACCCUGAUCUGAAUGGCAAGAUUGUGUCUCUGCAGGACAAGGUUGGACCGGAGACGGAGCACAUAUUCAACGAGCAAUUCUGGGAAAACCUCGAUGCAGUCACAAACGCGUUGGACAACGUCGAGGCUCGCACAUAUGUCGAUCGUCGCUGUGUCUUCUUCCGCAAAUCUCUCCUCGACAGCGGUACUCUCGGUACCAAGGGCAAUACACAGGUUGUUCUACCGCACAUCACUGAAUCCUACUCAUCUUCACAGGAUCCUCCAGAGAAGUCCUUCCCCAUGUGCACGUUGAGGAGUUUCCCCAACCGUAUCGAACAUACAAUCGCCUGGGCGCGAGAGAUGUUCGACACAUUCUUUGUCAAGGGUCCCGAGAUCGUCAACUUGUAUCUGACCCAGCCUGACUACCUCGGUGCUUCAUUGAAACAAUCUGGAAACGAGAAGCAAACCCUGGAGACUCUCCAGGCAUUCUUGGUAACUGAGAAGCCAUUGACCUUCGAUGAUUGCAUCAUCUGGGCCCGUCAGCAGUUUGAGAAGAGCUACAACCACGCCAUUGCUCAACUCUUGUACAACUUCCCGAAAGACUCCACAACUGGAUCCGGUCAACCAUUCUGGUCGGGACCGAAGCGAGCACCUGACCCAGCCAAAUUUGAUCCUUCGAACCCUACCCAUUUCACUUUUGUGGAAGCCGCCGCAAUUCUUCACGCUUUCAACUAUGGCAUCAACCCCUUAGAUGUCAACAAGGAUCAUUACAUCAAGGUCAUGGAUGACAUGAUCAUCACCGACUUCAAACCGGACCCUACGGUGAAGAUUCAAGCCAACGAUUCUGACCCUGAUCCCAAUUCCCAGCAAGGGGGUGGAGACGACAAUGCGGCUUUGAACAAGCUCAUUGAGUCGCUACCUUCACCCAAGUCUCUCGCCGGCUUCAAGCUCCAGCCUGUCGAGUUCGAAAAGGACGAUGACACCAACCACCACAUCGACUUCAUUUCCGCAGCCAGCAAUUUGCGCGCAGAAAACUACAAGAUUGAACCAGCAGACAGGCACAAGACCAAGUUCAUUGCCGGCAAGAUCAUUCCCGCUAUCGCCACCACUACAGCUUUGGUCACUGGACUGGUCAACCUUGAACUGUACAAGAUAAUUGAUGGCAAGACCGAUAUUGAACAGUACAAGAAUGGCUUUAUCAAUCUUGCCCUACCUUUCUUCGGUUUCAGUGAGCCUAUCGCCAGCCCCAAGGGUAAGUACAUCGGCAAGGGUGGCAAGGAGGUGCCGAUUGAUCGAUUGUGGGAUCGUUUCGAGGUCGAUGAUAUCACUCUACAAGAGUUCAUUGAUCACUUCGAGGAGAAGGGUCUAAGUGUUCAAAUGGUCAGCUCUGGUGUUAGUUUGCUGUACGCGUCGUUCUAUCCACCUGCGAAGCUUAAGGAUAGAAUGCCUCUCAAGAUGAGCAAACUCGUCGAGUUCAUCAGCAAGAAGCCCGUGCCGGACCACCAGAAAAACGUUAUUUUCGAGGUGACUGCCGAAGAUACUACAGAGGAGGACGUCGAGAUCCCGUACGUGAUGGUCAAGUUGGACAAGUGA